AUGACGACGCCCGCGGCGGCGGUGAGCGCGCUGGCGCUGUUCCAGCUCGCGGACGGCGGCCUGGCCGAGGGCACGGCGAACUCGUACUACGCCACGCUGUUUCUGUUCGUGCUGAGCGCGCCGGGAUUGUACUCGCUCGUCAAGCGGAGCGCCAAGUCGAAGAUCACGCGGAAGACGUUCGAACUCGAUGGACCGAAAGUGCCCGGAGCGGCGUCGCAGGAUGAGAUCGCGCGCGAUGUGGGUGCGUUUUUUCGUAGAAACAACUACGUCGUCGCCGACGCCGGAGAGGUGAUUACGUUUGAAGGUAACAUCGCCCCAGAACGCGGCACGGCGGCGUACAUCACGUUUUGCGUGUUGAUUGGAUUGUUGUGCAUCGGACUGGUGUGUUCGAUCGCGUUGCCGGGUGGGGAUGCGUGGUACGCGUUGGCGCUCGCGUCGCCGCUCUCGGGACAAUAUUAUCUCGACAACGCCGGGCGCAAGGAGCAAGUCAAGGUGAAGAUGGUCACCUCGGACGACGACACCACGGUGGAUAUCACGGUCGAAGGUGACGCCGAGGAGAUCGAGCGCUUCAGACGGGAGUUGGAUCUGACGCCCAAGGGUAUGGUUCGCGUGAAGGGCAUCCUCGAGCAGGCGUAG
Molecule: messenger RNA, 636 nt
Organism: Ostreococcus lucimarinus CCE9901
Lineage: Eukaryota; Viridiplantae; Chlorophyta; Mamiellophyceae; Mamiellales; Bathycoccaceae
Exons: 1
Coding region: 1-636 (211 amino acids)
Source: RefSeq, a predicted model, not a curated record